Messenger RNA from Didymodactylos carnosus, 1164 nucleotides. The record is from the annotation of a GenBank genome assembly. Lineage: Eukaryota; Metazoa; Rotifera; Eurotatoria; Philodinida; Philodinidae.
AUGGCCGAUAAUUGUGAUUCACAUCCUGAGUCUCGUUCAAAAUGGCCAAGUAGUGCAGAUGAUUAUGACCUGGAAGAAGUGAUUGGCUCAUUGCUAGAUGUUAUACGUUUCACGAUGCAUAAGCAAAAUUGUCGUAAUGGUGUACUAGAUGAAGUUGCCAUUGCUACGGUAUUGAAAGAAGUAUUAAAAGGAUUGGAAUAUUUUCAUACAAACGGACACAUACAUCGGAUGGCUCCCGAAGUGAUGGAACAACAACCGUCUGGUUAUGAUACGAAAGCAGACAUCUGGAGUUUUGGGAUUUUAGCAAUUGAACUAUCAACUGGUACAGCACCAUAUCAUAAGUUUCCUCCAAUGAAAGUGUUGAUAAUGACAUUACAGAAUGACCCGCCAACUUUAGAUAGUUGUGCAGAAGAUCGUGAUCAGUACAAGCAAUAUAGCAAGACAUUCAGGCAUGAUUUUUUCAAAAAAGCGAAAGAUCGGUCUUAUAUAGCAAAAUAUUUGGCAUUGCGUAUCCAAGAUCGAAAAAAAAUGGAAGAAAAAAUAGUUAGCCGACGUAAACCGACAUCGAUAAGAAACAUCCGAAUGAGUGAUAGUGGUGAAUGGAAAUUUGGCAGUGGUUCGGACGAUGAUACUGAUAAUAAUGAUAAUACGACAUCAGCAAAAUACAAUGAAAUGCUGAAAUUACAACAAUUAGAAAAUCAAACAGUGAAAGGAAUGGAAAAUAUAGGAGGUAUGGGCGAUGAAACACAAACAAUUAUACAAAAUUCCAUGGAGAAUAAAAAAAUUAAUUCUGAUGACAAGAGUGAUGAGUUAUUUGUGCAAAAUGAAACAUCAGCUGAAAUUACGAACAGCGGAGUAAAUGAUUCAGAUAAUAAAGUAUUCAAAUUAACGCUACGAAUAAGAAAUCAGCAAGGAGAUUUACACGAUAUCAAAUUUGAAUUUAAUAAAACAAGUGAAAGUGUAGAAGAAGUUGUACAAGAGAUGGUUUCAGCGAGUUUAAUAGACGAACGAGAUUCACAGAACGUUGCUUGCAAUAUGACGCAUUUGAUAGAAAACUGUGCUCUUGGUUCAGCCACAUUUGCUCUUAAGUCCUGCACCGAUUCAAAUCAAACGCCGGAUGAUAAAUUAUUAUACGGUUUUGCUCAAUUAUCUCUGAAUAGGUAA